Anthostomella pinea is the source of this 1380-nucleotide messenger RNA. Lineage: Eukaryota; Fungi; Ascomycota; Sordariomycetes; Xylariales; Xylariaceae. The record is from the annotation of a GenBank genome assembly.
AUGCCAUGCAACUCCCUCUUAGGUUUCGAACCCCACGACGGCAAGACGAGAAUUAUACCUACCACCGAAGUGCAGAAGGGCUAUUAUAAUGGCAGCCAUCUCAUCGGGAACCGAGCCAUCCUGCGUAGCGAGUGGAACAUUGUUCGCCAGCCAGCACCAUUGCGCUUGGCAGAUGGUGUCUCUGUUUUGGCCAUGGGCAUACGCAUAAUAAUUCCGUUCCGGUACCUCAAGCCCUUCCUCUACUCAUAUGUCGUCUUCGGCUUCUACGCCUCACUCGGCCUCCUGGGACUCGGACUUUUUAUGGUUUCGAACCUACUACGGAACCGCCAGCUUCUACAGAUCCGUGGGUGGACGAAACUGCCCAAGACAAGGAAUCCGGGGUAUGACGGAGAUGCAGACGAUGGAGGCGACAAAAUGGUAAAGCGGUUGGAGGAACUGCUUGCUGCUGUGGUUGGCUACCUUUGCUACCUUCUCUUCCCAGAGCAGAGUUCAGUCCGAACGCCUGACUUUACCAAGAGAGCAGCCAGAGUAUAUGUGGAAAAGGGCAAAUUCUUAUACGCGUCAGACACGGAACCCGUCGGUGGUAAUCUCGUGCACCCCAAUAAACCCCCAAUAGCCAUCAAACGUAUCGUCGGCAACAUAUGCGAGAACCGAGAGACCCAGUCGAAGUCUUGCAUACCCCUAUACGAUAAGGAUCAUCAAGCACUGUCACAACAACUGUCUGCAGGCGAAUAUACAAAUUCCCCUGAUAGCACGCAAAUCCUCGUCAAGUUUAGUUCCCACUACGGCAAGAUGAAGGUCGUACCAACCAUCGAAGUGCAAAAGGGCUACUACAACGGCAGCCACAUCAUCAACAACCCUACCAUCCUGCAUAGCGAAUGGAACAUCAGCCAUGACACUCAAGAACCGACGCACUUAUCAGGAUGCCCCAGAGAUGGCAGGCUUUCUACUCUGAGCCCUAAUAAUCAUCCUGACCCGAAUCCCUGGAUCUACAUAUCGGUCUUGGGCAUGUGGAUCGUAAUCCCAUCUCGGUACAUCGACUGCAUCACCACCAAUCUCAUCACCAUGAUAGCCAUACUCGGCGCCUUUCUGCUCGUGGCCAUGGUCGCGUCGAUAUACUGCCGAACCCACCAGCUCCAUCAGCUGCGUCAGCUCCGUCAGCUUCAAGCGCAACAGGAGGCUGCUGAGAAGACUCCACAGCCAGAACCGCCAACACGGCUGACACCACCAACUCCCUCGUCUCAAUCUGCUGUCGAGGAGACGCGCAGCAGCUUAGAUGAGGUUGUCGAGCGGCUCCGUGCGUCUAGCAAAACUCAUGCGCGGUAUGGCCUCGAUGCUGGGACGGAGACUCCUCCCGCGGUGGCAUCUGGGAGAAUUUGA